Solanum dulcamara is the source of this 1106-nucleotide messenger RNA. RefSeq names its product DDRGK domain-containing protein 1. The coding region runs from base 113 to 1012 and encodes 299 amino acids. The record is from RefSeq and is a predicted model, not a curated record. The transcript is spliced from 9 exons. NCBI's taxonomy places the organism in Eukaryota, Viridiplantae, Streptophyta, Magnoliopsida, Solanales, Solanaceae.
GGUAUAAUAAAUAGAUAAUUCCAAGUGUGCUUCUCAACAUUUUACAUCGCCUUUCAUCUGAUCUGGUUCUCUUUUAUAUAUGUAGACAGGAUACUGCACUGAGUAUUGAAAAAUGGAGGACAUGUUGAUCGUGAUUCUCUCGAUGCUUCUGGCUCUAGUAUUAGUUCCGCUUUAUCUGUGGAAACGCCGGCAAAAUUCUCAGUCCUCCAGAGAACAUGAAGAUGAACCUCAGGUUGAGCAGAGGGGCACUGUAGUAAGAGCCACUGGAACGCGUCGAAUGCGUCGAAGACCAGCUUCUUCAGCUGCUAGCACAUCUUCAGCUGCAGCCACUAUAGAUGAAGCGGUUGAUGGAAGUGAUGAUGAAGAACCUGGAGAUGGAUAUUAUACUGCAAAGUCGUCAAAGAAAAGGGAAAAGAAGCGUCAAGAGCGGGAAGCACAAAGACAGACUGAAGAAGCUGCUCGAGAAUCAAAACAGACAAAGCAAAGCCACUAUGAUGAAAUCAGGAGGAGGAAGGAGGAGGAGCGUGAGGCUCAAGAGCGUGCACUGGAAGAAGAAGCCAAGGCUCGACAGGCCAAAGAGGAAGAAGCUGCUGCAUUAGAGUUUGAAAAAUGGAAAGGUGAAAUUUCAGUUGAUGCUGAGGGAACAACUGAAAACGAAAUACAAGAUGGAAGCCAGGGUCUACUUUUUGAUUUUGUGGAAUACAUUAAGAAACACAAAUGUGUGCCGUUGGAGGAUCUUGCGGCAGAAUUCAAGUUAAGGACUCAGGAGUGUAUCAACCGUAUCAACUCGCUCGAAGAAAUGGGGAGACUUUCUGGUGUUAUGGACGAUAGAGGGAAAUACAUAUACAUCUCACUAGAAGAAAUGAGAGCCGUGGCUGACUAUAUUAGACGUGAAGGUAGAGUGAGUAUCUCACACUUAGCUAGCAAGUCUAAUCAAUUCAUAGAUUUGGAACCAAAAGUCGAGUUAGCUGAGGAUAUAGGCAGCAUCGUUGCGGAGACUACUGUUGCUUGAGCUUAAUGAACUUGUAUGUAUAAUUAAUUCUAUGGAAAAUCAAAUGUUUAAUAGACAUGCUUUACCUUAAUUUACAUGCAUUUCCUUCACCCUU